Molecule: messenger RNA, 473 nt
Organism: Drosophila innubila
Lineage: Eukaryota; Metazoa; Arthropoda; Insecta; Diptera; Drosophilidae
Exons: 1
Coding region: 19-327 (102 amino acids)
Source: RefSeq, a predicted model, not a curated record
AUUUUAUUUCAUAUACUUAUGGCGUUAAUCUACUAUGAUCAAACCAUCAAAGGUUCCUAUGAGCUUGUAAUGGCUGGCCUUAGCGAAUCCUCAAGUGCUAUCUCAAUUCAUGAACUGGGUAAUUAUGUAUCCCAUCAAACACAAUUUCCACGCAGCGUGUGCUACAAAAUAAUCAAGGAAGUCCUAGAUAAGGGCUUGACAUGCAAAUCUAUAAGACAAGUGGGCGAUCUUUAUAUUACAGUACCGACUGAGCUCUUACCCAAUGCGAAGACCAAAGAACAAUCAAGAUUUAAGAACGUGAAAAAUUUAAACCAAAACAAGAAUUAAAUUUAAAAUAAGAUAAAUAGUUGCAGAUAAUCGAACCAAUGCGAUGCUAAGCGUAGCAAAGUCAACAACCGACAGAAAUAAUUUACUUAAAACUCUAUAAUCAUUUUAAGUAUGAGUCAAAAGUGCUGCACAAACAUUUUAUAAAA